Acanthoscelides obtectus is the source of this 562-nucleotide messenger RNA. Lineage: Eukaryota; Metazoa; Arthropoda; Insecta; Coleoptera; Chrysomelidae. The record is from the annotation of a GenBank genome assembly.
CUAGAAUGUGAAACGAGAAGGACAGCGCUAAUCAGGGCAAAACAUCGUGGUCCAUUGUGGGAUUUCCAUAUAUGUUCUAAGGAUUUUUGGUGAAUGUUUGUUUUUAGUGACGUUAAAGAUUAAUAGUGAUAGUUUGCGACAAUUACUAUAAACAUUUUUAUGCCGGACAGCCUUCAAAAGGUGUUGUUUUAUGUGAUAUUUGUUUAAAAAUGGUUGAAUCUUGGAGUGCGGUGAAUUGUUGCAAUAGACGCAGAAAAGAUGAGAAAAUGAAGUUUCACAGGAUACCUACAGAUCCUAAAAUGAGGAAGUUGUGGUUACAUGCUAUAAGAAGAGAAAACUUUACUCCCAGUACAAAAACGGUAAUUUGUGAAAAGCAUUUCACUUCAGAGGAUUAUGAACCCGUCUCAAGAAAGAACCUAGCCAUCGAAGGGUUUUGAAAAGAAAACAUGAAUACAUAAUUUCUAGAAUGCUAUGGUAUAACCUAUAUUGUAUUAUAAUGAAAAACUGUGCGUCUACAGUAUUGUUAAUGCCAUUGUGCACAAAUAUUUUGUAUACACACACA